CCAGGCGCCCCCCACCCCGGCCAUGGUGUCGGCGGUGCUGGCCCUGGCCUUCGUGCCGCUGCUGCUGACGCUGCUGCUGCGCUCCCGGCACCUCCUGGCGCUGCUGCUGCGCGCGGUGCUGCUGGGCUGGCUGCGGGAUCGGCUCAGCGGGGUGCCCCGCGAGCAGCGCGCCUUCCAGUACCUGCUGGCCAACGCCGUCCCCGGAGACCCCCGCCACGUCCUCAGCACCUUCGACCGCUGGAGCCAGCGCUGCGAGCACCUCAGCUGCGUGGGGCCGGUCAAAGGCCAGCUGCUGGAGCGGCUGCUGUGCGAGCGGGCCCCACGCACCGUGCUGGAGCUGGGCACCUACUGCGGCUACGGCACCGUGCUGCUGGCCAACGCCAUGCCCCCCGGCGCCCGCCUCUACACCGUGGAGCCCGACCCCCGGCACGCCGCCGUGGCCGAGAAGGUGAUCCGCCUGGCCGGCUUCGCCGACGAGAAGGUGAGCGGCACAGUGCUGGGGAGCCCCCCGGCACCACGCUGGCGAGGGGCUGGCGAGGAAGUGGAGCUGAUCGUGGGCCCCUCGGCGGAGGUGAUCCCGCGGCUGCGGGAGCGGCACGGCUUGCAGCGAGCCCAGUUCGUCUUCAUGGCCCACUGGAAGCGCUGCUACCUGCGGGACCUGCGGCUGCUGGAGGAGCACGGGCUGCUGGCCGAGGGGGCCACGGUGCUGGCCGACAACGUGCUCUUCCCCGGGGCGCCUCGUUUCCUGCAGUACGCCCGCAGCUGCGGCCGCUACCGCUGCCGGCUGCACCGAGCCAGCCUGGAGUACUGCCCCGCCAUCCCCGCCGGCGUGGCCGAGCUGCGCUACCUGGGCCCGGGCUGA
Molecule: messenger RNA, 862 nt
Organism: Anas platyrhynchos (mallard)
Lineage: Eukaryota; Metazoa; Chordata; Aves; Anseriformes; Anatidae
Source: RefSeq, a predicted model, not a curated record